Messenger RNA from Trichosurus vulpecula (common brushtail), 5864 nucleotides. RefSeq names its product NACHT and WD repeat domain containing 2 (gene NWD2). The record is from RefSeq and is a predicted model, not a curated record. The transcript has 7 exons. Lineage: Eukaryota; Metazoa; Chordata; Mammalia; Diprotodontia; Phalangeridae. Gene Ontology annotation, molecular function: protein binding. The coding region runs from base 1 to 5226 and encodes 1741 amino acids.
AUGUGGCCGGCUGGGGCGGGCAGCAAGCUGCCCUGUGCCCGAGACUCGGCUCUCCGGCGGGCGGCUUUCUCCGGGAACCUCACAGCUUUGCCUUCCCACCUAGUGCCGGCCGGCAGAAGCGUCCGGGUCUUCAUCAGCGCCAAUCCUGAAGAUACAGGAGCAGAACGACAAGCUCUAAGAGAAAAUGUGUAUCCCAAGCUGAGGGAAUUCUGCAGAGAAAACUAUGGAUUGGAAUUUCAGGUCAUAGAUUUAUACUGGGGCCUAGAUGAAGAUGAAUGGGACAGUCCUGAACUCCAAAAGACUCGAAUGAAGCUUUUAGAAGAUUGCUUGAAAACAUCUGCAGGUCCAUGUUUUGUUGGACUGUUAGGUGAAAAGUAUGGAAACAUCCGAAUUCCUGGAGAAGUUGAGUCAUCAGAAUUUGAGAUGAUUUUGGAUGCUGCCAUAGAAGCAAAGCUGGAAACCAAGGUGCUCGAAGACUGGUACUGCCGAGAUGAGAACUCUGUUCCAGCAGCCUAUUACCUCAGACCUAAAUGUGAAAUGCUGAAAAGCAAUAAGAACUCAAUGCCAUCUUCUGCCAAUGCUGAGAAUGAAAAAAAAUGGCAAGAGAUAUCUGAGGAAAUAAAGAAGAUUUUUAGGACAGCUGUGAAAUUGCUACAUGAAAAGGGGAAAAUGAAGCACAGCCAAGCCAAGAGAUAUCUCUUUUCAGCUAUUGAAGAUGAGUUUGACUUUGCUUUGGGAAAACAAACACCAGCAUUCCUAAAGAAAUGUGUUUGCUACAUUAGAAAAAUUGCAAACAUUGAGCGUUUUGUGAAAAUUCCAGCAAUGGGUAAAUACAUGGACAUAACUGGGACAGAACCAAGGAUUAUCCGAGACCCAGAAGCCCACGAGAAACUGAUAAAACUCAGGGAUGAAUUUAUUCCUACCAUUGUUGCAUCAUCUAAUCUGAGGGUCUACACUUCCAUUACACAUUGUGACAUGAAACUAGGUUAUUCACAAGAAGUAGAGAACCAUUAUAUAGAAGGACUUGGCAAACAGUUUUAUGAGGAUAUGAUUGACAUCAUUCAGGCAACUGUACAACAGAAUUUUGACACAGAAACCGAUACACUGUAUGACGAAAUUCUUCAGCACUCAUCAUUAUGUAAAACAUAUGCCUCCUUCUACGAGUACAAAUGUGAAUCUCUAAAUAUAGUGCACAAAUACCUUCUUCCCAGCAAAGCAGGGCACAUUAACCCUCUCAUCACCUUUGGAGGACCUUGCACUGGAAAAACUCUUCUAUUAGCUGAAGUAGCCAAGAAGGCUUAUGGUUGGCUACAUGAAGAGAUGGGACCUGAAUCUGACCCAGUCGUAAUUGUAAGAUUUCUAGGAACCACAGAUAUGAGCACUGAUCUUAAGAAUCUACUUCUAAGCAUCUGUGAACAACUGGCAGUUAAUUACCGAUGUCUGGUGCAAAGCUAUCCUAAGAAGGUCCAUGAUCUUCGUGACUUGUUCAUAAAUCUUUUGAAUGAGUCGUCAUUUCAGAGGCCCUUGGUAAUAAUAUUUGAUGCCCUAGAGCAGCUCUCUGAUGUCGAUGAUGCCAGAAAACUUUGGUGGCUUCCUGUUCAUCUUCCCCGUUUUGUACGGAUAGUACUAUCCACACUGCCCAACAAACAUGGGAUCCUGCAGAAACUGAGGUGCCUUAUCCAUGAAGAAGACAACUACAUUGAGCUCAUUCCAAGGGACAGAAAAAUGUGCAGUCAGGUCCUAAAACACCAGUUGCUACGUGUCAAAAGAAAAGUGACAUCAGGGCAACAGAUAUAUGUCAACGAAGCUUUCUCGAAGUGCACAUUGCCAAUGUUUGUGAAUUUAACCUUCAGGGAGGUUAGAAACUGGAGGUCCCACAAAGAUGUGGAUGAGUCAUCCCUCUGUGUCACAGUCCAUGAAAGCAUAGAGCAGUUAUUUUGGUCCCUGGAGAGGAAAUGUGGGCAGAAACUAGUAUCCCGAGCUCUGGGUUACAUCACCAUGGCUAAAAUGGGUUUGAGUGAAAUGGAGUUGGAAGAUGUUUUAGCAUUGGACAACAGUGUCAUGAAUGAGCUAAAUGAGAAUAUACGACCGAGUAACCCCCUGCGGGUGCCUUAUGUAUAUAUUGCAAGGCUCAAGGAAGGCCUGAGUGGAUACUUGAUAGAACGGCAUGUGAAAAACGUCACACUCUUGGUGUGGGCCAAUAGGCACCUACAGCUGAUAGCACAGAAGCUUUAUCUACAUAAUGACACUGACUUGCGUGAAAUGCAUACGAUCCUAGCAGAUUAUUUUCUGGGGGUCUGGUCUGGUGGCAGGAGGAAAGUUUUCUGCCUCGAAGACCCAUACUUGAAUGGCUGCCUUGAUCUAGAAAGCAGAAGUUUACUAGAGGAAGAAAAGCAUUUCCUGGAGCAGGCAUCUUUUGAUAGACAGGCCCCAGAUCAACCCUGGGUGUUUCAGUGCAAUCCACUGGAGCCUGACAUCUUUUUUGUCAAUCACCGCAAAAUGUCAGAGCUUUUACACCACUUGACGAGAUGUGGGAAAACAGAUGACCUGCUCUAUGGAGUCAUCAUGAACUUCAGCUGGCUUUAUACCAUGGUAAAAAUUGGCCAAUUUGACAAAGCCCUCGCAGACAUUGAGGUGGCUUACAACUACUCACAGGAGAAGGAACUGAAGUUUCUGGCCAGCACCCUUCGAGGCAUCAAAAGCAAGAUCAUCACGUUCCCUGGCUCCCUCUCUGCCGAGCUCCAGCAGAGGCUUCUUCCAGUUGUCAGUUCAUUACCCAAACUGAGGCACCUUCUUUUGGAAUGUGACAAAGAUGGACCUAAAUACUGCUCUAUUGUCCCCUUACAUUCUUCCAUGGAUGUGACCUACAGCCCUGAAAGGCUUCCCUUGUCAUCUAGUCAUCUACACGUCACCGAGAUUUUGCCUACUUGUAACCCAAGUACUGUUCUCACAGCUUUGGAAAAUGGCUCCAUCAGCACAUGGGAUGUAGAGACCCGUCAGCUACUCAGGCAAAUCACCACAGCCCAGUCUGUUAUUCUGGGCAUGAAGCUCACCACAGAUGAAAAGUACCUUGUGGUAGCCACGACCAACAACACCUUGUUGAUUUAUGACAACAUAAAUUCCUGCCUCCUGUCUGAAGUUGAAAUCAAAGGAGUCAAGCAUGGAAGUGGUUCUAAUUUCAUCAAUGGGUUUACCUUGUCAAUUACACAUGCCCUUGCCUGGUUGGAAGCCAGCAAAGAUGUCACCGUCAUUGAUCUACUUUAUGGAUGGCCUCUUUAUCAGUUCCACUGCUGGUACGAAGUCACUUGUGUCCAGUGCUCUCUGGAUGGAGUGUAUGCUUUCUGUGGGCAGUAUCUAAAUACCACCACCAUAUUUCAUUUAGGGAGUGGAGAAAAGCUCUCCACUGUGACAUCUGAAUUUUCAGGUGGCUUUGUGAAGUUUCUUCUCAUCUUGGACACAGCGCAGGAAAUGGUCAUGGUUGACAGUGAGGGCAGCCUUUCUGUUUGGAAUACUGAGGAAAUCACCAAUCCCCAACUAACGGAGGAUUUUGAUUGUCGAAGAGAGGACAGCGAAGUUGUCAGCAUUGAACUUUCCGAGGACCAAAGUGCAAUUCUUAUCUGCAAAGCACUCAGCAUAGAACUCUUAGACACUACGAUGUGGAAGGUGGCAGAAAAAUUCAGAGCGAAACACAAUGAGCGCUUCAUCUCUGCAGUGCUGUCCAAAAAUGGCGACUGCAUAAUCGCUACUAUGGAAAAUACCUCAGCUGUGUUUUUUUGGAGGAGAGACACUGGACAGUGUAUGGCAAGUUUACAGGAAAUCUCAGGAACCAUAGUCAAGCUGGUCAAGUCUAAUCACCAUAAUAUGCUGCUAUCUUUAUCUACCAGUGGUGUCCUUUCUAUUUGGGACAUAGAUAUAAUUACAGCAAUGUCCAACAUAGACAAGACCGGAAAACCCAUCCAAAGACUGGUGUUACCUGCUAGAGGUGAAAUCAUUUAUUCCCUAGAUGGAUCUGAAUCUGUCCAUAAGUGGAACUUUAGCAAUGGAUUCAUUGAGGCAGAAUUUAAGCAUGAAGGCAUCGUAGAGCAUUGUGUCCUCACCUCCUCUGGGGAUGUGAUGGUGACAUCAGAUGACAAAUGUAGCCAAUACGUGUGGCACACCAAUAGUGGUGAAAACCUCUUUCGCAUUAAUGGGCAAAGAAUAUCCCAGCUGCUGAUUACACACAAUGAUCAAUUUGUGGUUUCACUCUGUGAGGAAAAUGCCUCUAGAGUCUGGCGACUGGCCACAGGCCACAGGGUGUGCAAUAUUCUCACUCCUUUACAGAAUGCAUUUAUAACCUCUGCAAAUACAUUUGUGGUAGGCAUCACAAAAAACAAAGUGCUGGCAGUCAGCUUAUGGACAGGAAGUAUCACCAAGAAGUUCUGCUGCGAGGAUGGGACCAUGAUUGUAAAUUUCAAAUUGAUACCUGACUGCCCUGAUAUCAUAGUGUUUAUAACAUCAACGGAAACUGUGAACAUCUGGAGCCUGACAGACGAAGUCAUCUGUCGACGUGUGCAACUUCCAAACAAUUUCUUAAAAAAUCUAGAGGACUUCGAAAUUUCCCCCAAUGGCAAACUAGGCAUCAUGUCCCGGGGAGAUGAAAAUAUAAAUGUUCUUGAUCUGCAUAGUGGUAAACUACGAGUGGUACAUGCUGCUGGAAUCAUCUGGCGGCAGAGGCUAUCUCGAGAUGGCCGCUACCUGGUCUAUAUUUGUUUCCGGAAUGGAGAAGAGGAAGAUGACAAUGGUGCAGUCUCCAGCUUAAUUGUCAUGAGACUUGCAGAUGGUAAAAACAUUGGUGCUUGCUCACUUUAUAAGACACCAACAUAUCUUGCACUGUCACAGAGGCACUUGAAUAUUAUCGUUGGUUUUGAUGAUGGAAGUAUAGGGAUUUAUACCGUAGUGGACCGGGUCGAUGCAGCUUUGAAAAUUAAAAUUGCCACUUCAAACAGCCGGCAAAUUUUCAACAGUGCAACACAAGCAUCGAGGCCAAAGUGUAAUAGUUAUUGCUUUAAGGCUACUGCAGAUUGUAUUUGGAGAGAAUCCACUGAGGUGUUUGCAAGAGAUAGCCCCAUCACAGUGACUGAUCCUGCAGAAACAACUGAAGCAACACCAACCAAAAAACACAAUCCUUAUGACCGUGUAUGCUCUGCCAUAGAGAGCAGAAGCCACAGUUUUGCUGCUGACAACUAAUUACAUAUUUAGAUGGGUUUGCUGAAAUUCAUGAUAUACAUUUGUAAGUUUGUCUUCUAUAUUGGAGAUGGAAAUGGUGCAUUUCUUAGGCAAAAUGAAAUACAAGUGACCUAUAUUUGUCCACAUAUGUGUAAAAACUACAGAGAUGGGAAUGUGUUUUGGCUAUAGUUUUUCUUGAGAUUAAUCCAUGAAAAUCCUCUUCCAAUGGCUCAUCAUUAUAUGGAAGUGACCCUGUGUUCUUAAAGGCUGUAACAACAGAAUGCAAGCUCUGGUAAGUCAAAAAGGCUUUGAGAAUGGGUCCUGCAAAGGAUUGUACAUCUUGCCCAAGCACUACCCUAAGUCCAGAGAAGUCCAUCUUUGGAGAUUUGAUUUAUCAGGUGAUUAAUUAUUUUUUGGCCACAGCAACUCUUCAAACUACAGACUAAAGCAUGGAAAGAUUGUGAUCUACCUUCAUGAUGAGAACGCCCAUACAGAAAGAAUCACAGCUCUUGGAAGUAUGGAAUUAAUCCAAGUAUGAAAUCUUCACUGGGCAUUUCUAGCAAUACUCUUUACAUUGCUGCUUCACCUAGAAAUUAGAAAAUAGUACAAUAUAUUGACUCUAUAUCUGCCAGAAGUAUAACCUCUUCAGUUCACUAGAU